UCAGUGUCUGUGCUUCCCUUCAUUUUCCACCCCAACAUGUUGGCAGGGGGAGAAAGAGGAGGAUGCUGCGCUCCACCCUUGGUGCGUUCCUGCCACCUCUCCGGUCAGCGCACAUUGCCUCUGACUCAGACUUCAGUUGUUUCCGCCUAAAGGACUUAAGAGAGGAGGACCCCAAGAACAACCUGGAGAUGAGGAGCUCUCAUCAGCCCACAGUCUCCAGCAGGAGCAACAACAACAGAGGAACAGCACAGAGCAACAACUGCUCCUCUUCUGUGAUGGAAACUGUUAAUACCUCAGCAGGGAUCCCCUCCUCUUCCUCUUCUGGUUUCCCUCCCUCCUUUUCUUUACUCACUGUUCCAAGGUCCAUGUGGCAAGAGGCAAUAAGGAGGAAGCGUUACCUCCUUGACCGGACAGGAGAGACUGGUGAAGUGGAUAAAGGAGGAGGUGGUAGAGAGAGAAGGAGCAGGUCCCCGGACUGGCUCUAUGAAUCCUACUACUGUAUGAGCCAGCAGCAUCCUCUCAUUGUGUUUCUGCUCCUCAUUGUGAUGGGAGCCUGCCUGGCUCUGCUGACUGUGUUCUUUGCUUCAGGGCUGAAUGUUGCAGACCACGUGGCCUUUGUAAUCACUGUACCCACAGCACUGGCGAUAUUCCUGGCAGUGUUUGUCCUUGUCUGCAUUGAGUCCAUCUUCAAGAAGCUUUUACGUGUUUUCUCCCUGGUCAUCUGGGGCUGCUUGGUUGCCAUGGGUUAUCUUUUUAUGUUUUCUGGAGGAAUCAUCUGUCCCUGGGAUCAGGUUUCUUUUUUCCUAUUCAUCGUGUUUGUUGUUUACACCAUGCUGCCCUUCUCAAUGCGGGAAGCCAUCGUUGCCAGUGUUCUGACCUCCGCCUCUCACACCGUUGUGCUGAGUGUUCGCCUGUCCAUGGUUUCGGAUCACAUGGAGCUUGUGGUGUGGCAGAUCUUGGCCAAUGUGAUCAUUUUCAUGUGUGGGAACAUGGCGGGGGCGUACCACAAGCACCUGAUGGAGCUCGCACUCAAACAGACUUACCAGGACACCUGCAACUGCAUCAAAUCCCCAAUAAAGCUGGAAUUUGAGAAGAGACAACAGGAACGCCUCCUGUUGUCUCUGCUGCCAGCACACAUCGCCCGUGUGAUGAAAGCUGAGAUCAUUCAGAGACUAAAAGGGCCAAACUUUGGUCAGACUGAGAACACAAACAACUUUCACAAUCUCUACGUUCAGAGACACACAAAUGUCAGUAUCCUUUACGCUGAUAUUGUCGGAUUCACACGGUUGGCAAGUGACUGCUCGCCAGGGGAGCUGGUGCAUAUGCUGAAUGAACUUUUUGGCAAGUUUGAUCAAAUUGCGAAGGAAAAUGAAUGUAUGCGCAUUAAAAUCCUUGGUGACUGUUACUACUGUGUCUCCGGCCUACCCGAGUCACUGCCAGACCACGCCAAAAACUGUGUGAAAAUGGGACUGGAUAUGUGUGAGGCUAUCAAAAAAGUGAGAGACGCCACAGGAGUUGACAUCAACAUGCGUGUUGGCGUGCAUUCUGGGAAUGUUCUGUGUGGUGUUAUUGGACUUCAGAAAUGGCAAUAUGAUGUCUGGUCACAUGAUGUCACGUUGGCCAAUCAUAUGGAAGCAGGAGGCGUUCCAGGGCGAGUCCACAUCACGUCUGUUACGCUCGAGCACUUGAAUGGUGCCUAUAAAGUGGAGGACGGGGAUGGACAAGAAAGAGACCCCUACCUCAAGGAACACGGGGUCAUCACCUAUCUGGUUAUCAACCCCAAGGUGGAGCGUUGGAGCCCGCAGCAUCAUUACCGACCCCGACACAUUCACUACGGAGCAAAGAUGAGAGCCUCCGUGAGAAUGACCCGUUACCUGGAGUCUUGGGGAGCAGCCAAGCCCUUUGCGAACCUUCACCACAGAGACAGCAUGACUAAUGAGAAUGGGAAGAUCAGCACUGCAGAUGUACCCAUGGGACAAUAUCACUUUCAGAGAAGAUCGGAAAGGACAAAGUCUCAGAAGAAACGGUUUGAAGAGGAACUUAACGAGAGGAUGAUAAGGACAUUUGAUGGGAUAAAUGCACAAAAACAGUGGCUAAAGUCAGAGGACAUUCAGAGAAUAUCACUGUUUUUUCACAACAGAUCAUUGGAGAAGGAGUACCGAGCAACAACUUUGCCAGCUUUUAAAUACUACGUCACCUGCGCCUGUUUAAUCUUUUUCUGCAUAUUUAUCGUGCAGAUUCUCGUCUUACCCAAAACAACUGUUUUGGGAAUAUCCUUUGGGUUAGCCUUUCUGGUCCUGUUGUUCAUCCUCUUCAUAUGCUUUAUUGGACACAUCCUUCACUGCAGCAAAAGUGAGUCCUCUUCGUGGUUGUGGCUGCUGAGGUCAUCAGUUAUUAUCGCCAACAAGCCAUGGCCCCGCAUCACCCUCACCAUGACAACCACAGCUCUAAUACUCAUAAUGGCAGUCUUCAACAUGUUCUUUUUGGAUAAAAGAGCGUCGGCUCCAGUUUUCAACAAUUCAUCCAAUGAGACACUUUUUUACUCAAAUGAUCAACAUAUCCCCUUCACGGGAAAAAACAAUUUCUACCUUCCUUAUUUCAUUUACAGUUGCAUCCUGGGUUUGAUUUCUUGCUCCGUGUUUCUACGGAUAAACUACGAGCUGAAGAUGAUCAUUAUGCUAUCAGCCGUGGUGGUUUAUAACAUUAUUAUCCUACAAACUCAUUCCUCUCUGCUAGACGAAUACAGCCGGUUUCUGUACAAGACCGAGAGUCUGGACAGACCAGGAGUUCUCAAAAACCUGAAGACUAUGGGUUCUAUCUCGCUCUUUAUCUUCUUCAUCACUCUGCUUGUGCUUGCCCGACAGAAUGAAUAUUACUGUAGGUUAGACUUCCUCUGGAAAAACAAGUUCAAGAAGGAGUGUGAGGAGAUUGAAACCAUGGAGAACCUCAACCGGGUCUUGCUGGAGAACGUCCUGCCUGCACAUGUUGCAGAACACUUUUUGGCUCGGAACUGGAAGAAUGAGGAUCUGUACCACCAGUCCUACGAUCUGGUGUGUGUCAUGUUCGCCUCAAUCCCAGACUUUAAGGAGUUCUACACUGAAUCAGACGUCAACAAGGAGGGACUAGAGUGCCUCAGGCUCCUCAAUGAAAUUAUUGCUGACUUUGAUGAGCUUCUUUCCAAACCUAAAUUCAGUGGAGUGGAGAAAAUCAAGACAAUUGGCAGCACUUACAUGGCUGCUACUGGACUUAAUGCCUCAUCAGGACCUGAACACACAUGCCAAGAACGUGACAGACAGUACAUGCACAUUGGAACCAUGGUGGAGUUUGCGUUUGCCCUGGUGGGAAAACUGGAUGUUAUUAACAAACACUCCUUCAAUGACUUUAAGCUCAGAGUUGGCAUAAAUCAUGGUCCAGUCAUAGCUGGAGUCAUUGGAGCCCAGAAACCACAGUAUGACAUCUGGGGGAACACGGUGAAUGUAGCCAGCAGGAUGGAAAGCACUGGAGUGUUGGGAAAAAUACAGGUGACGGAGGAGACGAGUUUCAUCCUUCUCACUCUGGGAUACAUGUGUUCUUGCCGAGGCUUUAUUAAUGUCAAGGGCAAAGGAGAGCUCAAGACCUUCUUUGUGCACACAGAGAUGACGCGCUCACUGUCCCAGGGGAACGUUAUGCCAUAAGACGGGUUCAGAAUUCUGCAAUUACAGAGGCAUCCUGAUCAGACAUUGAUCUUAGACAGAGGAGCUGUAAUCUACUCAGCUCUGCUGGUUAAAAAUAGACUCGGAGGAGAGGAAGAAUUUGAUGUUACUGUUGCAUCGCAAAUUACCUGUGCCACAGCUGUAGUAUAUGUAGUCACUUAUGUAACUGUAAGUGUAGGGCAUGGACAGCAUGUAGGCCAUAACCUGUGAAAAUAUAUACGGAUUUGAACGUUUGGAGACAAAAAAAAAAAAAAAAAAGAAA
This is a messenger RNA of Oryzias melastigma (Indian medaka), 3954 nucleotides long. It is a transcript of the gene adcy2a, whose product is annotated as adenylate cyclase 2a. Lineage: Eukaryota; Metazoa; Chordata; Actinopteri; Beloniformes; Adrianichthyidae. Bases 63 to 3674 code for a protein of 1203 amino acids. Gene Ontology annotation, cellular component: plasma membrane. Gene Ontology annotation, biological process: cAMP biosynthetic process; adenylate cyclase-inhibiting G protein-coupled receptor signaling pathway; adenylate cyclase-activating G protein-coupled receptor signaling pathway. Gene Ontology annotation, molecular function: adenylate cyclase activity. The record is from RefSeq and is a predicted model, not a curated record. The transcript has 25 exons.